AUUUAAUAUUUUAAUAACUGAGUCUUGAGUAUUUAUUUAGUGAAAGAUAUCAUUGGGUAAUAGAUUUAAUAUGUAAAUAAUAUUUCAUGUGAAUAUAGUUUAAGUCAGUUACACACAAGUAAGUACACAGGGUUGUGGUUUAAAAGUUGAUUAGUUAUUCAAAGCACAUGUAAAGUUACACAAACAGACAGUUAAACAGGUCGUCAGCAAAGAUUCUAUAUAUUACAUACAUUUUACUGGGAUUAAGUUAAGAACCCAGGAACGUCCUUUAGUACCAGGAGAUAGGCCUAGGGGGCGCUACAUUAUUAAUAAUGAAAUUAUUACAGUAUAAGAAGUGUCUAUACUUGAACUGUUCUGUAUGUGCACUCAUGAUAUAUAGUUUUGUUUUGCAUGUGUUUACAUAUGUCCUUUUAUCUUUUUCAGACAAGUCAGAUCUCAGGAUUGUGAUGAUGGGGAAAACUGGAGCAGGAAAAAGUGCAUCAGGGAACACCAUCCUGGGGCAAAUAAAGUUUAAACAAAAAGAUUCUUUUAAAUCAGUUUCUAAGAAAUGCGUACAACACGAGCAGAUGGUGGAAGGUAGAAAACUAUUAGUGAUUGACACUCCAGGACUGUUUUAUACAUCCCUCAGUGAAAAAGAACUGCAGGAAGAAGUAGUACGUUGUGUGCAGAUGUCUGUUCCUGGUCCUCAUGUAUUUCUGCUGGUCAUCAGACUGGAUGUGAGAUUCACAGAUGAAGAGAAAAAAGCAGUGAAAUGGAUUCAGGAGAAUUUCGGAGAAAAAGCCGCUAAUUACACCAUUGUUCUGUUCACUAGAGGAGAUCAGAUAGAUUCACCUAUAAAUACAUUUCUGACAGAAAAUAAACAGAUUGAAGAACUAGUUCGUGAGUGCAAAGGUCGUUAUCAUGUUUUUUAUAACACAGAUAGAAAAAAUAAAUCACAGGUCACUGAACUGCUGGAGAAGAUAGACAGAAUGGUAAUGGAGAACGGAGGAAAGUACUACACAAGUAAGGUUGAUGAGGAAGUGCAGAGAAAAACAGAGGAAGAAACAGAUGUUAAACCAAUAAGGGAUGAAAGAAAGAGUGGAAAGAUGAAAAAUGAGGAAAACAGAAAGAAAGACAGUAACAAGGUGGUGGAGGAGGCUGAACAUGUAGUUUCAGUGGGUCUUGGGCAUUUCUUUUCAUGGCUAUUACCAAAUAGGAGCAUCAAAAAAAAAAAAAAAAUGGGAGCAGAAGGAGCAGAAGAAAAAUGAAUAUAAUAGAUUUCCUGUUAAAACUGCAAGACUAUCAAUAUGUGUGCCUAAUCUACUCAGUAAAUAAAUAAAAUAAGUCUAAAUAAGUGGUUCAGAUGACCAAAGCACAAGGUUGCAUAAUUAACAUUUUAAUUGUUUGGUAAGACAUUUACAAAUUCAUAAAUCUGGGAUUAUGUUAAAAGUGUCAUGUAGUUAUGUUCUGUAUGUUAAAUAUGAAUAUACAUGUGUAUGUGCACAGUAUCUAUAACCAUGCUUUGCAUCCGCUUUCUGGUGAUUGCUGGAUGAGACUGAAUGAUAUGUACAUAUGAUAUAUUUACACUCUCAUUCAUUUAAUUCACAAGAAUGAUUUAAAAUGUAUGGAAAUUUACAUGGAAGAGGAAUUUAAAAAAAACAAUGUAA
This is a messenger RNA of Carassius auratus (goldfish), 1646 nucleotides long. RefSeq names its product GTPase IMAP family member 4-like. The transcript has a single exon. The record is from RefSeq and is a predicted model, not a curated record. Gene Ontology annotation, molecular function: GTP binding. Bases 312 to 1247 code for a protein of 311 amino acids. Lineage: Eukaryota; Metazoa; Chordata; Actinopteri; Cypriniformes; Cyprinidae.